This is a messenger RNA of Myxocyprinus asiaticus (Chinese sucker), 5186 nucleotides long. It is a transcript of the gene slc12a10.1, whose product is annotated as solute carrier family 12 member 10, tandem duplicate 1. Gene Ontology annotation, biological process: chloride transmembrane transport; sodium ion transmembrane transport; potassium ion homeostasis. Gene Ontology annotation, molecular function: sodium:potassium:chloride symporter activity. The transcript is spliced from 27 exons. Bases 170 to 3277 code for a protein of 1035 amino acids. Gene Ontology annotation, cellular component: membrane. The record is from RefSeq and is a predicted model, not a curated record. NCBI's taxonomy places the organism in Eukaryota, Metazoa, Chordata, Actinopteri, Cypriniformes, Catostomidae.
AAACGGAGAAGCUGCUCGAAAAGGCGAUAAACACUCUUAAGAAUCAUUUAUUAUUGUUUUCAUUUUUUUAAUUCAAUAAUUAAGCUUUAAAAGACAAGGAGACCAGCUACCUACCAUUCCAAGUGCAAAAAUACAGGAAAGCAUUUAUUCAGAUCUUUACAGCAUACAAAUGGGUCACCGCUUCUCAAAACGCAGACCGGCGGGCACAGACAGCUUGCCCCCAGGCCGCUUUUCAGUCAGCGAAGAGGCACCGCCCCAUUAUUCUUCUUACAACUCCAGCAGUGAGACGAGUAUUACCAUGGAGACACCAAGACAAAGGACAUCAGAGGUUCGGGACUCAAGCUCAAGGCAGGAUGGUAGACGACCUUCCAUAUACAGCACCAUGGAUGCCAUGCCACACCUGGAGUUUUAUGCCAAUGCUACUGCCACAGGUCGCAUCAGGCGCAGUAGACCAUCACUGGAGACUCUUCGCAAGACUAUUGAUGAUGGCGAAUCUGGAAGUAACACGGGCGAUUCAGGUACAGGAAGUAUUUCAGUGAUCCAGGAAAGUGGAAAUGGAUCAGAGAAAAGUGGGUCAGAAGGAAAGACCUCCCAGCCAGUGCGCUUUGGAUGGGUCACUGGGGUUAUGAUUCGCUGUAUGUUGAAUAUCUGGGGAGUCAUUCUAUUCUUACGAUUGUCUUGGAUUACAUCUCAAGCUGGGAUCAUUCUUACAUGGGUAAUUAUUUCCAUGUCAGUCCUUGUGACCUCAGUAACUGCAUUGUCUGUAUCUGCCAUAUCCACCAAUGGGAGAGUCUCUUCUGGUGGUGCAUACUUUAUGAUCUCUCGUACUCUGGGUCCUGAGUUGGGGGGUCCUAUCGGUGUAGUGUUUUCUUUCGCAAACGCCCUUGCUUGUGCACUCAACACAGUGGGGUUUUCCGAGACAGUCAGAGAUCUUCUCAUUGAGUAUAAUGCCCAAAUUGUGGAUCCAGUCAACGAUGUCCGAAUAGUCGGUUCCAUCACAGUUACUGUGCUUCUUCUCAUCUCAUUGGCUGGGAUGGAGUGGGAGUCAAAGACUCAGAUCUUGUUCUUCUUGGUUCUAAUGGUGUCUUUCACCAACUAUUUUGUUGGCACUGUGAUUCCAGCAACACCCAAGAAGCAGUCGAUGGGUUUCUUCAGUUACCGCAGUGAGAUCUUUAUGGAGAACCUGUUUCCAGACUGGAGAGGGCAAGAUGGUGACUUCUUUAGAAUGUUUGCUAUUUUCUUCCCAUCGGCCAUUGGAAUCCUUGCUGGAGCCAACAUAUCAGGUGAUCUAAAGGAGCCCGAGAUUGCAAUCCCAAAAGGUACACUGAUGGCCAUAUUCUGUACCACCCUGAGCUAUUUAGCCAUAUCCUCAACAGUGGGGGCGUGUGUGGUGCGCGAUGCCUCUGGUAACAUGAACGAUAGUUUGCCACUGAACUCCACUGAACUGUGUGAGGGUUUGGGCUGCCAUCUGGGCUGGAACUUCACUGAGUGCGAGCAAAGCCGCACCUGCUCCUACGGCCUUGCCAACAAUUUCCAGGUGCUGAUCCAGGUCUCUGGGUUUGGUCCGUUGAUCUAUGCAGGCAUAUUUGCGGCCACCCUGUCAUCUGCCCUUGCAUUCCUAGUCUCCGCCCCCAAAAUUUUCCAGUGUCUCUGUAAGGACAAAAUCUACCCGUACAUUGGCUUCUUUGCAAAGGGUUAUGGGAAAAACAAUGAACCACUACGUGCCUAUGUUCUAUGUUACAUCAUUGCACUGUGCUUCAUUCUGAUUGCUGAGCUGAACACAAUCGCUCCUCUCAUCUCCAACUUCUUCCUGUGUUCUUAUGCUCUCAUCAACUUCAGCUGUUUCCACGCAUCUAUCACAAACUCCCCUGGAUGGAGGCCAUCAUUUCGGUAUUACAGCCGCUGGAUCGCUUUGUUUGGGGCUGCCAUUUCUGUCAUACUGAUGUUCUUGCUCACCUGGUGGGCAGCUCUCAUUACAUUUGGUAUUAUCAUCUUCUUACUUGGCUACGUGACCUACAAGAAGCCAGAGGUAAACUGGGGUUCGUCUGUCCAGGCCAGUACUUACAACAUGGCUCUGUCCUACUCAGUAUCCCUAGCAGGGGUAGAAGACCAUGUGAAAAACUACAGGCCACAGUGCUUAGUUCUUACUGGUCCUCCAAGCAUGCGUCCAGCGCUUGUCGACUUUGUGGGUUCUUUCACUAAAAAUAUUAGUCUGAUGAUCUGUGGAGACAUUCUCAUGGUGGAUGAUAAGUCAGUCGUGUCCCAGUGUAAUAUGGAUAAUAUGGUAAAAUGGCUCAAUCAGAGGAAAGUUCGUUCCUUCUACACAGCCCUCAAAGCAGCCAGUCUGAGAGAAGGAACACGCCAUCUUUUGCAGGCCUCUGGUUUGGGAAAAUUGAAGCCUAAUAUACUUGUGAUGGGUUUCAAAAUGAACUGGCAGGAGAGCUCUCCCCAUAGCAUAGAGGACUACAUCAACACCAUAUAUGAUUCUUUCGACACAAAUCAUGGAGUCUGUGUUCUCCGUAUGAUGGAUGGACUGGACAUUAGAGACGAGUUACAGAGCGAGGUAAACCCAGCCUUUGAGGCAGAUGAGGCUAUUGAUUCAGAUCAGCAAAAUUCUGACAGAGAUUCAGAUAUUGACUACACAAAGAACAUUGAGAAUGAUCAGAUAAAAACAGUGUUCCAGAACAAACAGGGGAAGAAGACCAUAGAUGUGUACUGGAUAUCUGAUGAUGGAGGUCUGACUCUUUUAGUGCCGUAUCUGUUGAGCAGAAGGAAAUGCUGGAGACGCAGUAAAGUCAGAGUGUUCAUCAUUGGGGAACAGCAAACCAUGGAGGAGGAUCGCAAAGAAAUGAUGACUUUACUCCAGCGUUUUCGAUUGGACAUUCAUGAUGUUAUUGUUAUGACGGACAGUGAACGUCCACCACUUGCCAAAAACAUGAGACGCUUUGAGGACACUAUUGCCCCCUUUAGACUGAAUGAGGGACAGUUGGAUGAGAGAACAGCACAACAACAGAGGACAGCGUGUCCAUGGAAAGUUACAGACAAAGAGAUGGAUGCGCUGAGACUCAAGUCGGAGAGGAAAGUUCGACUGAAUGAAAUCAUAAGAAGGAAUUCUAAACACGCAGCACUGGUUCUUGUGUCUCUCCCUGUACCUCAGGCUGACUGUCCCAGUUCCCUCUAUAUGGCCUGGCUGGACACAUUAAGCUGCGGUCUGCACUGUCCCGCCCUUCUAAUACGAGGAAACCAACAAAAUGUCCUGACUUUCUACUGCCAGUAAAACAGACACGGUCAAAUACACUAUCACUCACAUAUGUAUUCACUUGUACUCAUUCAUUAACAAGUGUAUGCAGAGUUACUUACUUUUGUGCAAUUCAUGCUCUUAUUCAGGAAUUUUGUUAUGAAACAGUGUAGCAGCUCUAAAAAUGAUCACUGACAAAAAAUCUUGCUUGUAAAGUACAAGCAAUGUACUUUAUUUAAAGUAUUAUGUCACUUAAAAUGUCUGCAUGUCAUUGCAUUAGAUAAGAAAAUAUCAGUAACACUUUACAUUAAAGGUCUAGUUGUUAAAAUUACAAUGCAUUAGAUAUUGUGGAAUAACAAGGAACAAUGUAACCAAUGUACUCGGUUGGCAUCUAUCUCCACCUCAAUAAAACGGCAUAUGUCUUCAUUCGUUUAGUGCAAAUUAGCUUGGCACAGCCAUUGUUGUGGAUUUUGAGUAAGCCAUGACGUUGGUUUGCUUGGAAACAAAACAAGUUCUUCAAAUACAGUAUUCAUGGACAUGCUAAAUUUGAAUCUUUCAAAUUUAAAAUCUUUCCUUUACCAUGACAUUCUGUAUCAUUAGAUAAUUGAGGUUUAUUUUACACUAAGCAGUUCUCUAAUAAAGGUAAUAAUUGUCUUUAGAAAUAACAUGAAAUAUAGACAGUCUCCAAAGAUUAUUGAUAUGAGGGACAAUAAUAAUCUGUCCUUAACAGUAGAAGUCUGUUUGCUUGAAUUCUGACUUUUGUUUUCAGGCAAAGCAAUUAUAUUAUAGUAGUAAUAAAUAACUUUAUAACUUACCUCAAACUCCAACAUUUUCCAGAUGCAAAUGAUAUUCCAGAGCUGGGGUGGGGCAGCAGAGACGAUCAUGCUGAUCCAUGUCGAUAGAUGGCAGUACAGCAUCUAACACCACUGUCACAUUGGUACUUAAAGUACAUGAAGAAGAGCAAUGCUAAUGCUAGCUAGAGAACUACUGAAUGCCCCUUCAACUUGCAUUGACAAAUACAGCCUUUAUUGUAAAGUGUUACUAAAAUAUCAAAAGAAGUGUGCUUGGGCUUUUCUUAGAACACCAUAUUGCAAUGACUUUCAAGAAACUGGUGUCAAGGUGAAUUUUAGUGGGUUUGCUGUAUGAUGUCAAUUCCCCUCAAGUUCAUACAGGUGUCCUUGCGGAGUUAUCAGGUAUAGUUCAGCACAUUAAAAAUGGACAUUGUAAUGUAGGACUGAAUAAGCAGGAGGUUGUGAGGAUUUAAGUGCAGCUCUCCUCUAUUUUAAGUGCAAAGAACAAACACGACAAAACAAAGAAACAAAGCUCACCAACAUCACGUCCAUACAUGACACCAAACAAUGUGUGACAAAGACAGAGAGAGCUAGAGGGCUGUAAAUACAAGACAGAUGAGUUAACAAGAAAAUCAAGAGAGACACAAUCAGUGGCAUAACUGGCAGCAGUGGGACAGAUGCAGAAUAUGGGGGGGGGGGGGGGGGUUGUCAUCCAUUAUAAGUGUUGGAGGGGUUGAGGAGGCCAAUUGCACCACCUUUUGUGAGCUGCUGGCAUUGCAUACCUUGCAUAUAUGGUUUUUGCGCCUCUGUGCACACAAAUACAAAAACACUCCAUGCCUUUUUGUGUUUAUUUCAGAUGUAACACAUUUUAUAUAUGUUAUGAUUCUUAAUUCUUUAUUUCCAUGUGAUUGAACAGCUUAAAAUAUUUUAUAAUUUAAUGUUCACGAUUUUUUUGACCUUAAUAUAACUAGCCAUCAGUCACAAUUGAGAUAAAUUGUAUAUUUCACCUUGAAAAAGCUUAUCAUGUUAAUCAUAAACACAUUAAUCUAGUAUUUAUUCACAAUAAAAUUGUAACAUCUUUAAAUUAAUUUCAUCUUUUGACACUAACAUGUAAUCUUUACAUAGAAUUACCAAAUAAAAGCAUUUUUAUCAUUUUA